Molecule: messenger RNA, 522 nt
Organism: Angiostrongylus costaricensis
Lineage: Eukaryota; Metazoa; Nematoda; Chromadorea; Rhabditida; Metastrongylidae
Source: the annotation of a GenBank genome assembly
AUGUCUGCGGGCGUGAAGGCGUCGAGUUUCACUCAACGCUCCUUGUCUUCUUUGGCUACGUGUACUUCACUUUCUCAUGCGAUUAAUAGCAUUGAAAAUAGUAAACCUGCAGUGGUUAUAGACCUUGGAAGACGCCUUAUAAAAGUUGGAUUUGCUGGUGAAUUCGUUCCACGAGCGAUUAUUCACUCGAAAUAUUUCGCUGUAUCUCUUUAUGAGCAGAACGAGUCACAGAAUGAUGGUUGUCCCAGUUUACCCGUAAUUGUUAAGUUCUUCCACCAGAUUUUUAACAGUUACCUUUUAACAAUGCCACGUGAACGACGAGUUGUUAUUGUUGAAAAUCUUCUGACACCAACUAGUUUAAGGGAGCGCAUUUGUGAGGCACUUCUGGUGGUGCUGAAUGUGCCUAGUGUGCUCUUCAUCCCUUCACACCUUUGCGCAACUUUUCCAUUUAACACAGAAAAUGCCCUUGUUGUAGAUGUCGGAUAUGCAGAAACGUUAGGAAUUCCGGUAGGAAGCAUUUAA